CUUCAUUACUCUCACAGUCCAUAACCUUUCCCCACUCCAACUCAAAAAACCAAACCCAAACUCUUUAGACAUUCUCACCAAAACCAUGGUGGCGUCCGCCUCCGCCUCCGCCCCCGGCAGCCGCGUCGGUUUCGGAACCAUGAAAAACAUCUCCCUCCACGUCAUCACGGGCCGUUGGUUCAUGGUCUUCGCAUCCCUCCUAAUCAUGUCCACCGCGGGCGCCACCUACAUGUUCGGCCUCUACUCCAACUACAUAAAGUUCGCCCUCGGGUACGACCAAACCACCCUCAACCUCCUCAGCUUCUCCAAGGACCUCGGCGGUAACGUCGGCAUUUUGUCAGGCCUUAUCAACGAACUCACCCCGCCGUGGGUCGUCCUCUCCAUCGGUGCUGCCAUGAACUUCUCCGGCUACUUCAUGAUGUACCUCGCCGUCACCCGCCGCAUCCCCACACCCCACGUCUGGCACAUGUGCUUGUACAUUUGCAUUGCCGCCAACUCCCAAUCGUUUGCGAAUACCGGGGCGUUAGUCACGUGCGUCAAAAACUUCCCCGAGAGCAGGGGAAUCGUUUUGGGAUUGUUAAAGGGCUUUGUGGGGUUAAGUGGGGCGAUUUUGACUCAGAUUUUCCACGCUUUAUACGGGAAUAAUAACGCGGCGCAUCUCAUUUUGCUCAUCGGGUGGCUUCCGGCGGCGGUUUCGUUUGUUUUUCUGAGGACGAUUCGGAUCAUCAAAGUGGUCCGACAGAGGAAUGAGUUGGAGAUUUUUUACAAACUUUUGUAUAUCUCACUUGGGCUUGCGGGUUUUUUGAUGGUUAUAAUAAUUGUGCAAAACAGUUUCGUGUUCUCUGCGGCGGCGUACGGCGGGAGUGCGGCGGUUGUGCUUGUUCUGCUUUUUGCGCCGCUUGGUGUCUUGAUAAGGGAAGAGCUGAGUAUUUGGAAGAGCAAGCAAGAAGCUCUCAAUGAUUUUUCAAAGUUUCAGGUAGUAGCAGAAAACUCACCAGCAAUCCAAUUACCAACACCACCGCAAGCCGAAAAAUCAGAGCCACCACCACCGCCACCGCUACCACUCCAUGCCAAAGCUCCGACGAGCCCGAAAAAGUCCGACUCGUGCUUCACAAACGUGUUCCGCCCCCCAGACAGGGGCGACGACUACACCAUCCUUCAAGCCCUCUUUAGCCUCGAUAUGCUCGUCCUCUUCGUGGCCACCACCUGCGGCGUAGGAGGCACCCUGACCGCCAUCGACAACCUCGGCCAGAUCGGCAAAUCCCUAAACUACCCUUCCCACGCCACCACCACCUUCGUGUCUCUCGUCAGCAUAUGGAACUACCUCGGCCGAGUCGCCUCGGGAUUCGCCUCCGAGAUCCUCCUCAAAAAGUACAAGUUCCCCCGCCCCCUAAUGCUAACCCUGGUCCUCCUCUUCUCCUGCCUCGGCCACCUCCUCAUUGCCUUCGGCGUCCCCAACUCCCUCUACAUCUCAUCCAUCAUCAUAGGAUUCUCCUUUGGCGCGCAAUGGCCGUUGAUUUUCGCCAUCAUAUCAGAGAUCUUCGGCCUCAAGUACUACUCCACUUUGUACAACUUCGGAGCCGUGGCAAGUCCGGUCGGGUCGUACAUACUGAACGUGAAAGUUGCGGGUCAGUUGUACGAUAAGGAGGCGGCGAGGCAAAUGGCCGCGAAGGGGUUGAUGAGGAGAGCAGGGGAGGACUUGAGCUGUACCGGGGUGGAGUGUUAUAAGAUGGCGUUUUUAAUCAUCACGGCCGCGACUUUGUUCGGGUGUUUGGUUUCGUUUGUUCUGGUGAUUAGGACAAGGAAGUUUUACCGAGGGGAUAUUUAUAAGAAGUUCAGGGAGGCAGCCGCCGCGGCAGAGAGUGAGAUGGGUACUACGAAUUCUGCUAGCACCACCUUCACCACCUCAGCUACCGCCCAAAGCCGACCCUGAUUUUUCAGGGAUUUAAAGUAAAAAUAAAAAAUGAGAGCUUUUUUAAGACUAUUAUAAGGGGUAAAAAAAAGCAAUAGGGGCCUUGAAAUUCAAAAUUUUUUGGAGGCUUAAAGUAGCCGCAACACAGGCUUUAGCUCAGGACCGGCUCUGCAGUGCCGCCAUGGAUGUCCACCAAUUACCGCCAAACAUUGACAGAUAGAUUGGUUGUAUAGUUUCGGUAUUUAGUUACAGUAAAUUGGAACAAUAUAGGUUGUAACCUUGAGUUGGUGUUUGUAAGGUUAUGAGGGUAUAAAAGUCAUGUAAAUAAUAGUCUGCGUG
Molecule: messenger RNA, 2251 nt
Organism: Rhododendron vialii
Lineage: Eukaryota; Viridiplantae; Streptophyta; Magnoliopsida; Ericales; Ericaceae
Exons: 2
Coding region: 86-1933 (615 amino acids)
Cellular component (GO): membrane
Source: RefSeq, a predicted model, not a curated record